AUGGCUUCGACCUCGUCCGCAUUCAACAACAGCCGCAUCCGAAACCACGAUGACAAGGUAUUGCUGGCGCGCAUUACUGAGUACUUCGAAGCUUUCGCCAACGCCGAUGCCCAAAAGAUGGACAGUAUGGUGGCUGCUGAUUAUCGCAUGUCCGACAUCCCCCUCAGUAUCGUCAGGUCCCCCAAAAGGGCCUGGUUUGAACAGAACAGCGGGUUUGGCGGCCUUAUGACGAACAUCUCAGUGGAAGCCAUUACGCUGCACGGCAGUUCCUCGCCCGGCUCGUUUGCGGUCUUGGAAAACGUGGUGCGGUUCACAUUGAAGGUUGAUCCUCCCGAGGCAGCAAAGCCCAAUCUUCCUCCGGGGAUAAAGAAGGGCGAUUCCUCGGGUAUGAUCAUGCUGUCUACCAUAUGGUGGAAUGCUGAUGGGAAAAUUGCCCGCGAGCUUGAGUAUGGGAAGUUGUUGUGGGAUGGCUUUGAUAUUAAUGCCUUUAACACUUGGUGA
Messenger RNA from Aspergillus puulaauensis, 501 nucleotides. RefSeq lists its product as uncharacterized. The transcript is spliced from 2 exons. The record is from RefSeq and is a predicted model, not a curated record. Lineage: Eukaryota; Fungi; Ascomycota; Eurotiomycetes; Eurotiales; Aspergillaceae. Bases 1 to 501 code for a protein of 166 amino acids.